Messenger RNA from Struthio camelus australis, 3824 nucleotides. RefSeq names its product CCR4-NOT transcription complex subunit 8 (gene CNOT8). The record is from RefSeq and is a predicted model, not a curated record. Lineage: Eukaryota; Metazoa; Chordata; Aves; Struthioniformes; Struthionidae. Gene Ontology annotation, molecular function: poly(A)-specific ribonuclease activity; nucleic acid binding. Gene Ontology annotation, cellular component: CCR4-NOT core complex; P-body; CCR4-NOT complex.
GGCCCGAGCCAUUAGCAGCCGCUCGCAGAAAGGCUCUGGCAGUUGCCUCACGUCCCUCUCCCCGCUCAAACUGAUUAGAUCACACAGCUUGCAAUUCUACGCUGUCAACUGAAUUCAACAUCAGCUGUUUUUACUACAAUCCCUGCAAGAUGCCAGCAGCCCUUGCAGAGAACAGCCAAGUUAUCUGUGAAGUAUGGGCAAACAAUCUGGAAGAAGAGAUGAGGAAAAUUCGAGAGAUUGUUCUAAGUUACAGUUACAUUGCAAUGGACACAGAAUUUCCUGGAGUUGUUGUAAGGCCAAUUGGUGAAUUCCGCAGUUCCAUAGACUAUCAAUACCAGCUCCUUCGUUGUAAUGUUGACCUUCUGAAAAUUAUCCAGCUGGGCCUAACUUUCACAAAUGAGAAGGGAGAAUAUCCUUCCGGAAUCAACACCUGGCAGUUUAACUUCAAAUUCAACCUUACGGAGGAUAUGUACUCUCAGGAUUCCAUAGAUCUGCUUGCGAGCUCUGGGCUGCAGUUCCAGAAGCAUGAAGAAGAAGGGAUCGAUACUCUGCAUUUCGCCGAGUUGCUUAUGACUUCUGGGGUUGUCCUUAGUGACAGUGUGAAAUGGCUGUCAUUUCACAGUGGUUAUGACUUUGGCUACAUGGUGAAGCUGCUGACAGAUUCCAGGUUACCAGAAGAGGAACAUGAGUUUUUCCAUAUCUUGAACCUUUUUUUCCCAUCUAUCUAUGAUGUAAAGUACCUAAUGAAGAGCUGCAAAAACCUCAAGGGUGGCCUUCAAGAAGUGGCAGAUCAGCUAGAUUUGCAGCGAAUUGGGCGACAACACCAGGCAGGAUCAGACUCUCUGCUCACAGGAAUGGCGUUCUUCAGAAUGAAAGAGUUGUUUUUUGAGGAUACGAUUGAUGAUGCAAAGUACUGUGGGCGGCUGUAUGGCCUUGGCACAGGAGUGGCUCAGAAACAAAAUGAAGAUGUGGACUCAGCCCAAGAGAAGAUGAGCAUUUUGGCUAUUAUCAACAACAUGCAGCCGUGAUAAGUGGUACUCCUUAGCAGAACACGGUUACCGUAUUGGCAGCUGCUGUCCUCAACCAUUUUCCCUAACAGUGUCUCAAACAAAAGGCACCUACAGUAUACAAUACAGUCUGCAGAAGGCCUACAGUUUUGCUGAAGAGAAAAGCUGCAUCUUCAUUUGAAACCAAGAAAAGGAGUUGACUGAAUUCCUAAUGCCAGCAUUGGUGGCUUGCCAUCUUUUUAAUACCAAGGGCAAGAGACAAACUACUGUGUAUACCUCUGGUUUUUCCUCUUUAUACUGUACAGAACCUGCAAGGAAGACUUAACAGUAGAGUAUUCAGUAAGGCUAAGGGUCUGGAAAUCCAGUGAAAUCGGACACAGACAUGCACACAAAUUUGCAAAUUGUGCUUUAGGAAGCUUAUUUUAAAACUUCUGCAUGUUGUGAGGGUGACAGCUUCACCUCAUGUUUUGCUUAUUUUUAUCUUUGUAGUCUGUGGAUAUUGCUCCCUUUGAUCACUGCGGAGGUUUGGGAAAGGAUGACAUUAAAAAUAAUCCUUGCAGCUAAAAAUAUUCAGAGAUUUACUUUAACAACAGUGGGAAUGGAUAUACUGAAGCUGAUUUGAUCAUCUCCAUAGCUUCUAAUUCUGUAUGGUACAGGUUUGACCCGUACUGAGCCUCAGCUUAGGUCUUAUGGGUAUUAAUAAACUGUUCUGGAAUAGAUUAAAGAGAGCCUUGAAGUUCACCUUUGCUAGAGGACCCUUCUGACAGGGACCUGGACCAAUAUUCUGACUUUGGUCGGCUUCAACUUGGCAUACAAAUUUUGUUCUUCUCACUGCAGCACAAAUAACUCAGCAGAUGGAUAAGUAUUUUUCCCUCUUUCCUCCCACCUUCUCCAGCCCCUAAUUUUUGCUACAAGUUUAACAGCUAACAAAGUCCUUUUUUCUUCAUUAUAAACAUCUGAAAAGUAACCAGAGGAUGAAAGAACAUCUUGGGAUUCUCACUUUUAAAAAACCAAGCUAUUCUAUUAGUACGUUAUUUUCAACAGGUCGGUAAUGACAUUUCUUAAAAAAAAGGGAAAAGAAAAAAAAAAAACCCAAACCCCUUUUGGACAUGGCAAACUUAAAAUUUUGACUGUCUUGCAUUUUAAACAAGCUUAAACAAUUCGUUAUUAGGAGUUAAGGUUUAAAGCUGGUAUUUAAAAUGCUUGUAAAUACUACUUGUUUUUAAUUUUUGUAAAAUAAAUUUUUUUUUUUAAACCAGGCCUUGUUUCGGAUUUUCCAUAUAGCACUAAAAUCCCCAAAGUGUAGGACUUGGAGUCUGAAUUAGAGCAGUGCCUGAAUCUAAGAAAGAAGAGAACAUAUUUAAGCUUUGUUCUCUUCUUGCUGUUUAUGAUGUGCUACUAGGGCAAUUAGUUUAAAAAACAAAAAACAAAAAAAAAACCCCAAAACCCCUGUUCUUAAGCUUAUUGUACAGCAGCUGACUAAAGUUUGUUUUUAAAUCUCUUUUGGGUGACUAUGCUUGUAUUCUCUUCCUGCUUGUCUCUUAGCACGGCUAGCAGUGUCAAAGCAGUAUUCUUUCAGCGCAGCUUUGCCCUGUAAGGUGACAAAUUCAUUUCGCUCAGCUGUCCUGUGUCAAGUUUUUCUGCUUCACCUGAACAGUAGUGUUCUGUCUUUAAGAGAUGUAAGCUGCUUGGUUAAGUAGUAGCGCCCCCUUCUGGUUUUCAGGUACUGCAUCCAGAAUUUUAGCAAACUGCAAGUUAGCGGCAAAGGCUCACCAGACUCUUAACACGUCGAAAGAAGGAUCUUCUUUAGGUAUAACCACCAGCUUUUACCUACUGCUAUUCAAGUUGCUUUGAAGCUUUACUCAGUCUGUGGUAGUAUCUAUCAGGUAUUGGUAUCAAGUCUGUGUUUUGGUUAAGUGACCUGUAACAGUUCUUGAUCUAAAUCCAUCUUUCCUACUUUUUUUUUUUUUUAAACAGGCUCUUUUGUACCUCUCUGCUUUCUAAAUUCAGCCUUCUGAGCUCAUGGCUGUAUCCUACUGUGAACGUUUCUCCUGUAUUUAAAAAGUUGCUUAUGGAAAUUACUAAGACGGAUGCUACAUUCCCUAAGGCUUUUUGCAGCCUUGCCUUUGCUCUUUCAGGAAGAGUUAACUUUUCUAUUAAGACAUGCAGAGCCUUCAGUAAGCUGCAAGACUGGUCAUAGUGUUGCAUUUUCGGGACUCCAGAAGCUGGUAUCAAUUCUGACCCUUCUAAAAGAGCCACAGCCCCACAGAACUUGAUACUACCUAUUGCCUAGAACAACCUAAAAUUUACCAUCACUAUAGCAAAAAGCAUUUUAUUUGGCCAUGGACAUCCCCAGAAGCAGGGACUUCCAGUUUUCUUCACUGAAAGCUCUUGCUAGUCAUGCCUGAUAAAUGUAGCAAAUCUUGCCUUCCCUUUUAUGUUGUGAGCUUGGCUUUAUUGCACAAAGCUAAGUCAUGGCACCUAACAGCCCUGCUUUUUAUCUACUGAGUUAAAUUUACGUUGUAUUUUUUUAACAAAAAAAAGGACUUGUAAAAUGAGCGAUAGAUACUAAUUUCCAUCCAUCUGUCAAAUUAAAUGCUAAUGCCUAGAUGUAGAAGACUUUUAUUUAAAGAACAAGAAUAAAUUGACAAUGCUUGCAAGAACAAUACUGGCUUAAACGUCAGACUGCUUAAAGAAACCAUUAUUUUUCCAGAGGGCAGCUACAACUGUUCCUCUGCUGAAAGACUGAUGUAACCACUUAACACUCCUUCUGUUGCAUGUAAAUUCCAAGAGCGUCCCUUGGCAUAGCUUCCCACA